Messenger RNA from Polyodon spathula (Mississippi paddlefish), 283 nucleotides. Its product is annotated as 28S ribosomal protein S6, mitochondrial-like. NCBI's taxonomy places the organism in Eukaryota, Metazoa, Chordata, Actinopteri, Acipenseriformes, Polyodontidae. Gene Ontology annotation, molecular function: small ribosomal subunit rRNA binding; structural constituent of ribosome. Bases 11 to 235 code for a protein of 74 amino acids. Gene Ontology annotation, cellular component: ribosome; mitochondrial small ribosomal subunit. Gene Ontology annotation, biological process: translation. The transcript is spliced from 2 exons. The record is from RefSeq and is a predicted model, not a curated record.
GCUGGAGAACAUGGGUGAGAAGACCCUUCCGUACAAGAUCUCCAAACACAAUCUCAGGCACACAAGAGGAGGAUACUUUUUGGUUGACUUCAGCGCUUCUCCUACCAUCAUUCCUAAUAUGUUGGACCAUCUAGAAAGAGACAUUGAUGUGAUCCGACCCACAAUUCUAAAGAAGCUACCCCAGAAGACACAAGAAGAAUGUCCUGGUCUGGUCCCUCCUGACCACAAGGGAUAAUCCUUCUCCAAGAGUAAAUUAGCUUACAGGGUCACAUGUCCCUCUUUA